GGCGUCUUCGUCGGCAGCGGCAUCUUCAAGUCGGGCGACCCCGCCAAGCGGGCCAAGGCCAUCGUGCAGGCCGUGACGCACUACAAGGACGCCAAGGUGCUCGCCCAGGUGAGCGAGGGGCUGGGCGAGGCCAUGGUCGGCAUCAACUGUGACAAGAUGCUACCCGAGGAGAGGCUGGCGCACAGGUAG
Messenger RNA from Clonostachys rhizophaga, 189 nucleotides. NCBI's taxonomy places the organism in Eukaryota, Fungi, Ascomycota, Sordariomycetes, Hypocreales, Bionectriaceae. The record is from the annotation of a GenBank genome assembly.